Molecule: messenger RNA, 1141 nt
Organism: Protobothrops mucrosquamatus (brown spotted pit viper)
Lineage: Eukaryota; Metazoa; Chordata; Lepidosauria; Squamata; Viperidae
Gene: ADAP1
Product: ArfGAP with dual PH domains 1
Exons: 11
Coding region: 1-1128 (375 amino acids)
Biological process (GO): positive regulation of GTPase activity
Cellular component (GO): intracellular membrane-bounded organelle; plasma membrane
Molecular function (GO): phosphatidylinositol bisphosphate binding; GTPase activator activity
Source: RefSeq, a predicted model, not a curated record
AUGGCGAAGGAGAGGAACAAAACGGCGCUGCUGGAAUUGCUGCCAAGCGAGGGGAACGGCCGGUGCGCCGACUGCCAGGCUAGCGAUCCAGACUGGGCGUCUCACACUUUGGGGGUGUUCAUUUGCUUAAAUUGUUCAGGGAUCCAUCGCAACAUCCCCCAGAUCAGCAAGGUGAAAUCCGUCCGGAUGGAUGAAUGGGACUCGGCGCAAAUUGAGUUCAUGGCUUCUACGGGGAACACCGUCUCCAAAGCUAAAUACGAAUCAAAAAUCCCACCCUUUUAUUAUAAGCCAACUUUUUUGGACUGUCUACUGUUACGAGAACAAUGGAUCAGGGCUAAAUACGAAAGGGAAGAAUUCAUUUACACUGAAAAACAAGAGCCUUACUCUGCAGGCUAUCGGGAAGGAUAUCUGUGGAAGAGAGGACGCGACAAUGGGCAGUUUCUCAGCAGAAAAUUUGUCCUUUCAGAACGGGAAGGAGCCCUGAAGUAUUACAACAGAAACGAUGCCAAAGAACCCAAAGCGAUCAUGAAAAUUGAGCACCUCAACGCCACUUUCCAGCCCGAGAAAAUUGGAAACCCCCACGGGCUGCAGAUCACCUACCUGAAAGACAACAGCACAAGGAAUAUCUUUGUCUACCAUGAAGAUGGCAAGGAAAUGGUGGACUGGUUCAACGCCAUCCGUGCAGCCCGAUUCCAUUACUUGCAAGUGGCGUUCCCUGGAGCCAGCGACACCGAUCUGGUGCCAAAGCUUUCCAGGAAUUAUCUGAAGGAAGGCUACAUGGAGAAAACUGGGCCCAAACAAACAGAAGGGUUCAAAAAACGCUGGUUUACCAUGGACGACAGAAGAUUAAUGUAUUUUAAGGAUCCUUUGGAUGCUUUCGCCCGGGGAGAGGUUUUUAUCGGGAGUAAAGAAAACAGCUACAAGGUCCUGGAAGGGCUCCCCCAGUCCACCCAGGGACAUCACUGGCAAUACGGCAUCACCAUCGUCACCCCUGACCGGAAGUUUCUCUUUGCCUGUGAGACCAAAAGCGAUCAGCUGGAGUGGGUCUCCGCUUUUCAGAAACUGAUCAAUCGGCCGAUGCUGCCGCAGGAAUACGCAGUGGAAGCCCACUUCAAGCAUAAACCCUAGCGACGGUCUGAAG